GUCUGCCUUCCCAUCAAAUCAAACUCCAAUUUCUCCUCCCAAUUAAGAAUAAAACUUCUUCGCCCAAAAAUUUUCCGAGGAAAUGACAGGCCGUGGAAAGGGAGGCAAGGGCUUGGGCAAGGGAGGAGCGAAACGACAUCGUAAGGUGCUGAGGGACAACAUCCAGGGCAUCACCAAGCCUGCGAUUCGCCGUCUUGCUCGCAGAGGUGGCGUGAAGCGUAUCAGCGGUCUGAUCUACGAGGAGACCAGAGGGGUUCUCAAGAUCUUUUUGGAGAACGUGAUUCGUGAUGCCGUGACCUACACCGAGCACGCCAGGAGGAAGACCGUGACCGCCAUGGACGUGGUGUAUGCUCUGAAGAGGCAGGGAAGGACCCUCUACGGUUUCGGGGGUUAAAUUGGGAAUUUUAUGCCUUUAUUUUGGGAAUUAGGGUUAGGGUUCUUCAGAUCUGGUCUUUAGAUCUGUCGAUAACAAUUAUAGUAGUGAUGUAAUUUGGACCCUUGUUUGAAGUAAUAUAAGUUUGAUUUGUUAGUGAA
This is a messenger RNA of Malus domestica (apple), 534 nucleotides long. Its product is annotated as histone H4-like. Gene Ontology annotation, molecular function: DNA binding; structural constituent of chromatin; protein heterodimerization activity. Gene Ontology annotation, biological process: nucleosome assembly. Lineage: Eukaryota; Viridiplantae; Streptophyta; Magnoliopsida; Rosales; Rosaceae. The record is from RefSeq and is a predicted model, not a curated record. Gene Ontology annotation, cellular component: nucleosome.